AUGCUCUAUCCCACCUCGAGACUUUUAUCAUUAAACUCGAGGUUAAUACUCAAGUCAUCCUCUCGCAUCGUAUCGUCUGUUAUCCCUCGCGCAGGCACUCUUCGCGCUCUCUCCACUCUCCCCGCGCGCCCAACUGCGCCCGCCCCUCGUACUCUCUCCGCACGCCGCACCGCGUGCUUCUGCUGCUCCCUCUCCGCCCCCAUGUCCGACGGCAUCUCCGGUGGCGCUGCCGCCUCGACCGGCAACUCGACCGACUACCGCCUCCCCACCAAUGUCGCGCCGACGCACUAUGAGGUCGCGAUCCUGACGGACCUGGCCCACGACGCCUUCGCCGGCGAGGCCCUCAUCCACCUCGACGUCACUGAGGACACCUCGGACAUUGUGUUCAACAUCCACCCCGACCUCAAGGUCACGCACGUGGCUGUCGGUACGACUGAGGCCAAGUCGUCGGCCGCCGUGAACAUCGCCACCUCGAACCUUUCCAUCGACGAGGACCAGGAGCGCGGCACCCUGUCCCUCAAGGACCUGCCUGGCGGUAGUGUCAAGGCCGGUUCCAAGGUGCGCCUCUUCAUGCGCUGGGAGGCCGAGCUCGGCGACAACAUGGUCGGAUACUACCGCUCGGAGGCCGAGGCCGACGACAACGGGAAGAAGCAGACAUACGCGCUUACCCAGUUCGAGCCGACUGCGUGCCGCCGCACGUUCCCGUCGUGGGACGAGCCGCUGCUCAAGGCCAAGUUUACGCUUAGCAUGAUCGCGCGCGAGAAGGAGACCGUGCUCGCCAACAUGCCUGUUGCUUCGACCAAGCCGUGGAAGCCCGCGUCCAACGUCACCGCUGAGCUGGUGCUCAACGACAACUACGAGCUCGGCUCGCUCCUCGCCCGCUCGUACGCCCAGGGCAAGACGGAGGGCAAGACUGAGGGCAAGACUGGGGGCAAGACUGAGGGCAAGACUGAGGGCAAGACUGAGGGCAAGACUGAGGGCAAGACUGAGGGCAAGACUGAGGGCAAGACGGAGGGCAAGACGGAGGGCGCCGCCGCUUCGAAGAUGGAGGGCAAGACAGAAGGCAAGACUGAAGGCAAGACUGAGGGCAAGACGGAGGGCAAGACUGAGGGCAAGACCGAGGGCAAGACCGAGGGCAAGACCGAGGGCAAGACUGAGGCCUCGGCGUCGUCUGGCAACUGGACCAUCACCAAGUUCGAGACCACGCCCCUCGUCUCGACCUACCUCGUCGCGUUCGCGUGCGGCGAGUUUGCUUCGCUCGAGAGCGAGCACAAGUCGAAGCUCACCGGCCAAACUGUCCCACUCAAGAUCUAUGCCACUCCCAACGUCAUCAAGCAGGCGCAGUUCGGCCUUGACAUCAAGAAAUGGGCCCUUCCCGUCUACGAGGAGAUCUUCGACAUCGCCUACCCCCUCCCCAAGCUCGACACCCUCGUUGCGCACGACUUCGACGCCGGUGCGAUGGAGAACUGGGGCCUCAUCACUGGCCGUACCACCGCGUACCUCUACGACCCGGAGAAGUCGUCGCUGUCUGCCAAGAAGCGCGUGGCUACUGUCCAGUGCCACGAGCUCGCCCACAUGUGGUUCGGCGACAUUGUCACCAUGAAGUGGUGGGACAACUUGUGGCUCAACGAGGCGUUCGCGACGCUAAUGGGCGAGUUGGUCAUCCCCGACCGCAUCUGGCCCGAGUGGAAGGUCCGCGCCGAGUUCCUCAACUCGCACUUGAACUCUGCACUUGCUCUCGACUCGCAGCGCUCUUCGCACCCCAUUGAGGUCGAGUGCCCAGACGCCAACAAGAUCAACCAGAUCUUCGACUCGAUCUCGUACUCGAAGGGUGCCUCGGUCCUGCGCAUGUGCAUGAGCGUCGUCGGUGAGGAGAAGUUCCUCAAGGGUGUCUCGAUCUACCUCAAGAAGCACCUCUACGGCAACGCCGAGACCAAGGACCUCUGGGCCGGCAUCUCUGAGGCGUCGGGCCUCGAUGUCGCCAAGAUUAUGGCCAACUGGACUCUGAAGAUCGGCUUCCCCGUCCUCACUGUCGAGGAGCAGGGCGACGGCAAGAUCAAGGUCACCCAGAACCGCUUCCUCUCGACCGGCGACGUCAAGCCCGAGGAGGACGAGACCAUCUGGUGGACUCCUCUCGAGAUCAAGACGUUCAAGGACGGCAAGGCCGAGAUCGACCACUCGGCUGUCCUCGACGCGCGCUCGGGCACCUACAACCUCAAGAACUCGGACGAGUUCAAGCUCAACGGCGACACUGUCGGUGUAUACCGCGUCAACUACUCGCCAGAGCGCCUCUCCAAGCUCGGCAAGCAGGCCGCCAACUUCUCCGUCGAGGACCGUGUGGGCCUUAUCUCGGACGCCGCCACUCUGGCCCGCGCUGGUUACGGCAAGACGUCGGGCUCGCUCAACCUCAUCAACGAGCUCGUUGCGUUUGAGACCGAGAACCUCCCCCUCGCCCAGAUUGGAGGUGCUCUUGGCAAGAUCAGCCAGGCCUGGUGGGAGCAGCCGGAGGACGUGCGGCAGGCCAUCAAGGCGCUCCGCAGGAAGGUGUUCAAGCCUGUUGUCCAGCGUCUCGGCUAUGAGGACGGCGCAGACGACUCGCCUGACACCAAGGAGUUGCGCGCUCUCGCUGUCGGCACGUGCGCGGUUGCCGAGGACGCCGAGGUGCUCGCCGAGCUUCGGUCGCGCUUCGAGCCCUUCUUGCAGAACAACGACGACUCGAAGAUCCCCGCGGACCUCCAAAGGGCCAUCUUUGAGAGCGCUGUUCGCAAUGGCGGCGAGGCCGAGUACAACAAGAUCCGCGCCGUGUACGACAAGCCGCCCAACCCCUCGACUCAGGUCGACGCCAUGUGGGCCCUGUGCGCGGCCAAGGACAAGGCUCUCCUUGACCGUACCUUCGCCAUGCUCGGCGAUGGCUCGAUCAAGCUGCAGAACAUCUACAUCUUCUACGCCGCGCUUGCAUCGAACCCCGAAACACGCCACCGUGUCGCCAGCUUCUUCAUGGACAACUUCAAGUCGCUCGACGACAAGUUCAACGCCUCGUUCGGCCUAUCGCACCUGAUCAAGUUCUCGCUCCAGUACCUCACGACUAAGGAGGAUCUUGCCAAGAUCCAGGCGUUCUUCAAGGACAAGGACACGCGUCGCUUCAAGCUCACCAUCGAACAGGUGUACGAUUCUAUCCAGGCAAGCAUCAACUGGCUCGAGCGCGACCAGGAGGAUGUCAACCAGUGGCUCAAGUCGAACAAGUUCCUGUAA
Cutaneotrichosporon cavernicola is the source of this 3252-nucleotide messenger RNA. RefSeq lists its product as uncharacterized. Bases 1 to 3252 code for a protein of 1083 amino acids. Gene Ontology annotation, cellular component: cytoplasm. The record is from RefSeq and is a predicted model, not a curated record. NCBI's taxonomy places the organism in Eukaryota, Fungi, Basidiomycota, Tremellomycetes, Trichosporonales, Trichosporonaceae. The transcript is spliced from 5 exons. Gene Ontology annotation, molecular function: zinc ion binding; metalloaminopeptidase activity; peptide binding. Gene Ontology annotation, biological process: proteolysis; peptide catabolic process.